GAGGAGAUACAGCUCAUGGUUCAGAUUUCGAGAAUCUGGACUUUUUAAAACUUCAAAAUGGCUGAGAUUGCUUUAAAGAAAACUGAGCGUCAUGAUUCCAUCAACCAGGAGAGAUUUACCUGUUUUAAAAAAGAAGAAUUUGAAGUAAACUGGGAGAAAGUGUCUGAAAGCAAGUUCAGCUGCGUGUACCAAGUCAAGCUCAAGCUGUGGCGGGAGAAGUGUGCCAUUAAGACUUUUACUACCACCAGUGAUUACAGGAACAUGGUACAGGUUUCCAAAAUAGGAAAGAUUAAGUUUAAAUACUUGAUGACUAUUUACGGGCUGUGCAAAGACUCGUCCGCAGUGGUGAUGGAGUACAUGAGCAGAGGAUCCCUGGAUAAUCUUCUCACAACUCAUAAUCUUAUGUGGCCAAAGAAGUUCCAAAUGAUUCAUGAGGUGACCAUGGGCAUGAACUUCCUGCACAGCAUGAAGCCACCUCUUCUGCAUCUGAAUCUGAAGCUGGCCAACAUCCUUCUUGAUGAUCAUCUCCAUGUUAAGAUUUCAGAUUUUGGGAUAAUUAAAUGGGAUGACUCUUGUAGCAAGAUGCCCUUCCUUGAGCAUUUGGCGUUGAGGGGGAACGUUAGUUAUGUACCUCCAGAGAUUGUCAGCCAGAACCCUGAACCUCCUACUUCUAAGUAUGAUGUAUACAGCUUCGCCAUCGUGAUAUGGGAGAUUCUGACCCAGAAGAGGCCGUACUCUGGAAUGAAUAUGAGUGAAAUAUUGAUCAGAGUGACCUCUGGCAAAAGGCCCAGUGUGGAAAAGGUCCCGGAUGACAAGCCUCCUGAGUGUGAGGAGAUGAUCAGCAUAAUGCAACAAUGCUGGCAUCAAGACUCGAGCGAACGGCCAGCCUUUUCUGAGACGGUGUGGAUGACUGAAGCUCUAAGUGAUGUUCUGAAGCUCCCGGACAAGAUUCCAGGCAAGGACAUGAAGAUAUCACGUAAAAUCGAAAAGUCACUGCCAGUCUUCCAGAAAGGAGACUCCACUGAAACACCCGAUGAACUUUUAGAUAAAGACAUCAUCUAUUAUUUGAAACGCAAGGACUUUGAAACCUUCAAGAAUCUGUUAAAGAAGGAGCAUGUCUCAAUGCUCUUCAAACACAACAACUCGCUUCUUCAUCAUGCAGUUGUUAGCGGCAACGCUGAAAUCGUGAGGCUGGUGUUAAAUCAUGGGGCGUCAAUUAACUGCCAGAGUGCUAAUGGAUACACACCACUUGUUGUCGCACUGCUGAAGAAGUUUCACGAGAUCUGCGGCCUGCUUGUGGAAAGCGGUGCUAACGUCAACCUUGCCGACCAGGACAAGUGGACGCCGCUGCAUUUCACCUCACAAAACGGAGAUGACCGGGCUGUCCGCCUCUUACUGGAUGCCAAAGCCGUAGCUGAUGUGAAAGACAAAGAUGGAUGGAGGCCUCUUCACCUUGCUGCUCAAAAUGGUCAUGAGAAUGUUGUGCGCCUUCUUCUCUCUCGCUUGAGCAAUGUAGACAAACAAGAAGAAAAAUCUGGAAGGACAGCACUCCACAUAGCAUGUGAGUAUGGUCACUUGAAAAUAGCCAAAAUCUUACUGAGUAAAGGAGCUGACCCAAACAAAACAGAUCAUUCUCAAGCCACUGCGCUGCACCUAGCAGUCGAGCAGGGCUACUUUAGAGUGGCACGGCUGCUGGUGACCAACAGAGCAGAUGUGAAAUGCAAAGACAAGCGUAGUUACAGCGCUCUGCACUUCGCAGCCCUACGAGGAUGCACCGGCAUCUGCAGGCUUCUGUUGGGUCAUGGUGAACACGUUGAUGUCAGGACAUGGCAGAAUUGGACACCCAUGCACCUGGCGGCCCUCAAGGGACACUCAGAGACACUGCUGGUUCUGGAAGAGAAUGGUGGAUCUGUGGACGGACAAGGUGAUGGAGGGUGGACGCCCCUGCACCUCGCAUGCAAGCACCAACACGAUGAAGUCGUCUCUGUGUUGAUAAACGCUGGGGCCGACCCAAAUAUAGUUGUGGAUGGAGGUUGGACGCCGCUGCACUUGGCAUGCCACAAUAGUGGCUUUGCCAAUGUACUCUUGCUUAUAGCUGGGCACGCCAAAGUCAACGUGCAAAACAGCAACAAGGACACACCACUGCAUCUGGCUGUGCAGUCAGGCAGUGCCCCGAUUGUCAAAGCCCUGCUGAUGAAUAAUGCAGAUAAACACAUAAUCAACUGCAAAGGAUAUACAGCAUUAGAUUUGGCUCAGAAGGGAAAUAAUGAGGAGAUAAUGCAGGCGCUGAAGCAGUAGAAGACUGGCCGAGACAAGGUGACUAGGAUUAAGACAUUCAAAUUCACACUUAAUGGCAAAUAACAACAGGCAGAGGAAGAGGAGGAAGAGCUGCAUUGAUCAGGUUUAUUGAUUAUGUCGCUCUGCAUCUGUUUUUUUUCGUUAAAAGUGUUCCUAUUGAUUUGGCUCAGGGGCAUUUUCAUAAUGUGAAAGGCCUUACUCAGGUAUUGGUCACCCGUUACGGUGAAUGGCUUCUUCUGUGAGUGCAUCCUCUGGUAAUAGUUGAUUUAUAGUUCAGAGCACUUUUGUAGUGUCGUGAUUGUAUACACUACUAUCCAUGGAAUCUCUCCUUCAGUGAUAAAGAAUGAAGGUAAUUUUCUGACAUUCCAUUCCUUCCAACUACUCACAUAACACAGAUUCACAACUGCUCGUACUGCAUUCUUCCCUCUUCUACUUUGCAUUAUACAAAGAGCCAUUCAUUCUGUGUGUGUUUAUUUUCCUGAGAAGCUUGUAGACUUGAAAAAGCACAGGUUAAACAAACACUAGUAAAAAACCAACAGAUUCAAAUGAACCUUACCGAUGUGUGAUUUGAUUUUAAUUAUAUAAUACAAUAUAAAGACUUACCCCUUUUUAACCUUU
Messenger RNA from Clarias gariepinus (North African catfish), 2916 nucleotides. It is a transcript of the gene ankk1, whose product is annotated as ankyrin repeat and kinase domain containing 1. The transcript is spliced from 8 exons. Gene Ontology annotation, molecular function: protein kinase activity; ATP binding; protein binding. The record is from RefSeq and is a predicted model, not a curated record. Bases 58 to 2298 code for a protein of 746 amino acids. Gene Ontology annotation, biological process: protein phosphorylation. NCBI's taxonomy places the organism in Eukaryota, Metazoa, Chordata, Actinopteri, Siluriformes, Clariidae.